Messenger RNA from Neocloeon triangulifer, 1707 nucleotides. RefSeq names its product NAD-dependent protein deacetylase sirtuin-2 (gene Sirt2). The record is from RefSeq and is a predicted model, not a curated record. Bases 24 to 1322 code for a protein of 432 amino acids. The transcript is spliced from 7 exons. NCBI's taxonomy places the organism in Eukaryota, Metazoa, Arthropoda, Insecta, Ephemeroptera, Baetidae. Gene Ontology annotation, molecular function: NAD+ binding.
CCUAAAUUGAUUUUCCAAAACAGAUGAUAAGAAUAACAAAAGCCUCUUUUCUGCGUCGAGUUGGAGUCUCGAAGUUUUCUGACAUCAAUUAUACGCUCCGGGGGUUAAAAUUAAGGAAGAGGAUCAUGGAUGCUGCUGAAAAACCUAAGGAAGAUAAGGAAGAACCAGGGACCCCUGCAGUUGCCAGUAAAUUAGUUCCGGAAAAUGCUGACGCCGCUAAGACUGCUUCAAAAUCGGAGACCGCCUCGGAAGAUGAAACACCCGAAGAGACAAAGGAGGAAGGAACCGAAGGAACUGAGGCUGCUGGCUCUUCAAAAAAUUCUGAUAUUGUUGACUCAAUCAGCCACUAUUUGAAAGAAAAGCUGCACCUCUCUAGUGACAAACCAGAUAAAAAAAAAAUUUUGCAUGAGAAAUCUAUCGAUGGAAUUGUGAAAUACAUCGAAGAAAGGAAAGUGACAAAAAUAGUGACAAUGGCUGGUGCUGGAAUUUCGACUUCUGCUGGAAUUCCUGAUUUUCGAAGCCCGGUAACAGGCUUGUACAACAACCUAGCCAAGUACAAUUUGCCUCAUCCACAUGCUAUUUUCGAGCUGGACUUCUUUAUCGAAAAUCCUAAGCCGUUUUUUGUGCUGGCCAAAGAGCUGUACCCAGGAUCAUUCAAACCCACAAUAAGCCACUACUUUGUGAAAUUGCUCUGUGAUAAAGGCUUGCUCCAGCGGCACUACACGCAAAACAUUGAUACCCUGGAGAGGGUCUCUGGACUCCCAGGAGAGAAAAUCGUCGAGGCCCAUGGAACUUUUUACAUGUCUCAUUGCCUGCAAUGUGAGCUGGGGUACGAGCAGGACUGGAUGAAAGAACAAAUCUUUGCUGAUGAGAUUCCAAAAUGCAUCUCUUGUGGAGGGAUUGUGAAGCCAGACAUUGUAUUCUUUGGAGAGAACUUGCCGACGAGAUUUUUCCAGUGCUUGGAAAAGGAUUUUGAUGAGUGUGAGCUCCUAAUUAUUAUGGGCUCCUCUCUAGAAGUUCAACCUUUUGCUUCUCUUAUUGACAGAGUUGACAAAAAAGUUCCUCGGCUGCUGAUUAACAGAGAAAAGGCUGGCGCGGCCAAUCCUUUGAUGAGAGCUCUUGGGUUAGGCAGUGCAGGGUUGGACUUUUCGUCUGACAACCAUCGAGAUGUGGCUUGGCUCGGUGAUUGUGAUGCCGGCUGUGAGGCUCUUGCUAAAGCUUUAGGAUGGGAUCACGAGUUGAGGGAAUUGUUACAAAACGACCAUGAGCGAAUUGAUAAGGAAGAGGCAGAGAGCAAGCAGAACGCAUCCAAAAGAAAAUGAAAGUGAAUCAAUUAAGAAGCAAAAGUCUUAAUAUACCGCAACAUAAAUGCAAAAUUAUUUAAUUAACUUUUUCCAUUUAUUUAUGCUCAUUUAAAUUCUUAAUUUCCUAUUAGUGCUACUUAAAUAAAUUGAAAUAAAUUCUAAAAAUAUAAAAGUUUUUGUUAUAAAAAUAUUUUUAAUGUUGAAAUUUGAAAUUUAUGUAUAGAGAUCCAAUAAAAUAAACUUUUCAUUAUACAAAUUGUUAAAAUAAUUUAGCAUUCAAUUUAUAACUUUUGUUAUUACCUUCCUUUGGUGUCAACUUUUAUAAUAAAUAGCUCAUAAUUGCUCGAUACAUCUUGUUUUUGGCGCGCAAUGAUAAAAUCUGAGGUUCAAUUUUUAAUUUUUA